This is a messenger RNA of Hemicordylus capensis (graceful crag lizard), 6012 nucleotides long. RefSeq lists its product as uncharacterized. Gene Ontology annotation, molecular function: protein binding. The transcript is spliced from 13 exons. Bases 1941 to 5855 code for a protein of 1304 amino acids. The record is from RefSeq and is a predicted model, not a curated record. NCBI's taxonomy places the organism in Eukaryota, Metazoa, Chordata, Lepidosauria, Squamata, Cordylidae.
GAAGAGGAGCCUGUGAUGAUUAAUGUCAGUUGGAAUGCAGCUGUUGCUGGUGGGAAAAUUGAAGAGGAGAGAAGAAUCUCUCUAUAUAAAAGGAUAGUGGGCAGGGGUCUGCGAAGAGAGGGGUUGUGAGGGAGGAUAGAGUCCCUUCAGGAGAAGGAGGCUGCCACUGCGAAUUAGAUGAGGAAACAAGAUCUGUUAACUCAGGAAGGGAGAGAGAGAAAAAGAGAAAGGAGGGAGGGAGGGGAAGAGCAAGUGAAGGAAAGAGAAAAAGAAGGGAGGGGAAGAGAGAAAGAGGAAGGGCAAGGGACAGGCCUGGGCCAAGAACAGGGCCUGUCAGUGACAUGAGGGGAAUGAGUGACAAUGCUGGCAGCGAGGAAAGGCCUGAUCAACUGUCGCUGCUGCUCAGAGCUACAGAGGCCAUUGACAGAGGGAGGCAGGCAGGCAAAGGACAGGCCGGAGCCUGUCAGCGUCCUGGGGGGGAUGAGCCGCCAUGGCGGUGGUGGCAGUGAGGAAGGGCCCGGUCAAUGGCUGCUGAUACUCCUGCAGGGAGGAGCAAGUGCAGGGCUCAAAUGAGGUUGGGGCGGCCUCUGGGGUUAGGGGGCUGCAGCUUGGAUAAUCAGCUCCGGCAACACUGCAGCCGCAACCAAGAGGGGUGAGUGGAAUGGAAGCAAUGGGAUGGAGAAGAAGGAACAGGAGUGCCGCUCAGGUGAAGUGGGCUGUGGCAGGCGGGGGUGAGGGGAGCAAUCAAGUACUAAAGCACAGAUGUUCUGCGCAGGUUAAGCUAGUUCUAAUGAUUUCCCUGCUGUCCUUCCUUUAUGGCAAGGUUUGUGUGAUUGCCCCCCUGCCACACACACACACUUUUUAAAUGCAACUGUAGCACCAUAAGCAAUAUUUACUACCAUCUAUGAGAUGUUUAAGGAAUCAUUUCUCCCUUGCCCUUCCCCCCCCCCAUGGCUUCUGCUUUCCAGCCCCCAUCCUUUAAUUAAUUGCUUCUUUUAUUCAUAGCAUGACUGAAUCAGUCUUUUAAACAAUCAUUUCCUGUUUCUUGCCAAUGAGCUUUUUAAUUACUUGUUUUCUGUUUGCUGCCAGAGCAAUGGUUCAUGUUUUUAUUUUAUCACAAUUGUGCAAAUGUACAAGACAUGCAUGCAAGCAGUCUAUCUUCAGAUGUGUUCAUUAGUUGCCUAUUGUUCUGACACAAUGAUUUUUUUUCCUGAACAGUUGCUUACCUUUGACCUAACUUGCUUUUUAAACACAUAGUGAUUAGUGCAAGGAAAAUUGUAAUGCUCAUCUCCUUCAAUCUGUUACAUGUGAAGGAAAAAAAAGGUGGGUGCCAAUAGACUGCUUAACAGUAGGCCCUUCCUGAUGCUGCAUGGAAUUAAGUAUACUAAUCGGAUUCUGAGCUUAAGGGUCAAAAAUAGAAAUACAAAGAAGUAGAGCAGGCCAAUAACACUUAAAGACUUGUCCAGUCUCUGUCCUUUGUUUUAAUGCCUUUUUUUUUUUUAGCCUUUUCCGAAAAACAGGGAGACUCUUAUAUAGAACUUGAUCAAGUGGGUUGAUUAUCUUUUUCAUGUAUUGUUUGGCCCACCCUGACAAUUAAACACAGUGUGCUUUUUCUCUUGUGCUAGUAAGAAGGAUACAUGCCUACACUUGUACUAUUAUUACUGACCUGAGCUGACAGUACGGAAAAGGAUAAGUGUGAAGCAGGGAGAGGGUAAAGAAAGUAAGCUUGAACUAUCUAGCCUACUUAGUUUCCUUUUGGCACCAAGUGCAUCUAUAGUGAGCUUGCAAAUACAGUGAUUAGACCAUAGUUCAGUGGUAGACCAGAUGCUUUAUAUAUCUAUCCUCUGUUAGCAAAUGGGAGCCAUGCAUGCCUAAGGAAAAUGAAGCUUAGCUCCUAGUCACUCAAAGCAGGAGAACAUUGAGAACCUCAGGCUUCCAACAUGAGCAGAAAGAGACGAAGAAGCUGCAAGGGCAGCAGGAAAAGCUCAGAUACCAGAGAAAAUGAACAUUUGCCAAUCAUUUGCAGAUGCCAGCAAAACACUGAAGGUGCUGAAAACAAAACAGGUGAGGAUACAACCAACGUCCAUGAACCACUGGACAUGGAACAGGCUGACAAAAACAGAAACAAUCACUCUUGCACACUAGAGAAUGAAAAGAACCAUUCUGACGGUCCUGAAAAUAAAGAACAAGAUAAUAUAAUUGACAGUGAAAAAGAAGGAAAACCAGAAAAGGAUUGUGCUUCCUUGACUUUUUCUACUCAGCAAAAUGAAGCCAUAGCAGUGGUAAAUGUUGAUGAACUGGGAAUAUCAUCAACAGGAAAAAUUGCCCUGCAGUGCAACUCAAACACAGAGAGCUCCCUUCACUCAGACAAUGGACUUAUUACAGAAGUGAAAUGUGGUUCCUUUACUGUAAAGGUGGAAGUGAAGAAAACUUCAUUGUUUGAUCCCAGAACAGAUUAUGUGGCUGGGGAAAGGGAGUGCCCUAAGAACAGACAUUAUCAUAAAGGACACUGUCAUAAGUGGCACAAAAAGCCAAGUCCACCCACUGGCCAUUCAGGAAAAUAUGAGGCACUGCCUAAAUACACCAUCCAAAUUGCUAAUAAACAGAAUCCAUCCAUGAAAGUUAGUGUUGCAGGAAAUGAAAUUACAGUAAACUAUAUCAAUGGAAAGCAAAAAUUAAUGGUUAAUAUCGAAUCUGGUGUGGAACCAAGAAAAUGCAGUAAAGUCAGAAGCCCAAGCAAUGGGAAUACAUUCACUAGUGAUACGGAUUAUUCUGCAACAGACACACCUUGCCAUUCAGAUUUUGAGUCUGAUUUGAGCUUUCAGGAGAAGGAAGAAUCUUUCACAGGGUACUCAUGCCCCAAGUGGUAUGCACUUAUCCCCCCACCAGCUCAGUUUGCUGACACUGAGGACAUUUGCUUAGACAGCACAACUGAGGUUGUAUCCUUAAGUCCAUCAGGUGAUGUACCUGACACUUUCUCAGCAAUCUUAAACUGUGGAGAGGGAAGUGAUGUCUGCCAAAAGGAGGAUACAAGAAGGAAGGAGUGUGCCAAUGGAAAAGAUUUUUAUGAUGACAUCAUUUUUUCAGAAUUUAGUUAUACUGGGGAAUCUCUUCUAGAAGAUUACAGUUCCAGAGAGAUACAUUUUGUAAAGAAACCUAAUAAUGAAAUGAUUGAUGUGCUCCAAUUAAGGAACAAGAGCCUUGUUGACACGAGGAAUAUUAUGCUAAUUUCACAAAAGGAAUCAAAGAAGAUAAGAAGAAAUUCUUUCCCAGCCACCUCUACUGAUAUAUUGUCAUCAUUUCACCCUAGAAGAGACUCGGGUUUUUAUUCAAUGCCAUCUCUGUCCUUAAAGGUCCUGCCCAAGCCAACAAAAACAACAAAUAUUUACAGCAAGGGUAUCUAUACACCCAACAGUUGUACAGAACUUUGUUCAAGCUUUGCAUCAUUGUUUGGCAACUUCAGAGAUCUUAAAUCUUCGUGUUGUUAUGCCUUCGCCUCAUAUGACCAUGAUAUGACUGUAUACCAUGCUGAGCUGGAAGAAAACCUAGGCAAUGCUUUUUUCAUGGAUCAUGGUGUAGAAUUCAUGGGAAACUGUAGAGAAAUUGGCCAGACAGUAGUGGAGGGUUUUUAUUCCAAUGCAGAAUGCAAGGAGAAGCAUGGAUCAAUUGAAUCGCUGAGGAGCUUAGAUGCAUGUGAGGAAUACACUGAGUUUGCAAAAACUGAAUUUGGGAGGAAAGGUGAUAGUGAUCAGCACAAAGUCCAAGCAUAUUUAGAGUUACAGAAUGAAGCACCAUUAAGUCAAGCUCCCUCAUUCUCCAGAAGUCCAUCAAAUGUCUAUUCUAACUAUAAUAGCAUUUCUACUAAGAUAGCUACAGAAUGCCUUCAAGACCAACAUUCAGUAAUACAGCCCAAUACUGAUAUUCAGCAAAGUACUGCAGAGACUGAAGUAACCAAAAAAAGGCGGAGAGGAUCAGUGAUGACUGUAAUAACUGGAGAAUUAGAACGACGACUCAUCAUUCAGGGUGACAAUAAGGCUAUGGCAGAUUCCUUUGGUUUGGCAAUGAAAAAGGAGUCCAUAUUACCCUGCAGCUUAAGGGAAAAAGCAUUUAUGUCACCACUGUUGGAUGCUGAGGAACCAGAUCUAGAUAAUAAUGAAUUCCAGAGUUUUACUGACAGUCCAGAGGUGUUUGAAAGCACUCAUGAAGUUUCUAAUUGCCAAGAUUAUUCUGUCCUGGCUACUGCAGCAUCUAACUCUUUGGAGGAUGAGCACAUUUUGUCCGAUGCCUUCCUCACAGAAUCACAAGAGACGCUCUCCAGUGAACAAGAUAUACGUCAUCCUGAUCAUUUUGAAAUUCAUCCAGUAGCAGGUCAAAGGCAAGAAUUACCAGAACCCAGCUGUGAAAAAGAUGAGAUACCAAGUGAAAUAAAUAUGGAUUUAUGUCAGAAUCUGGACACAUCAAAGUCCCCAGAGAAUCAGACAGGAACAGCAGCAGAAGACAAGAGUGUAAUACUCUCCAAUGAGCAUGUAGCAGAAGAUACAAAAGGUAAUAGUGGCUCCCAGGAAGAAGCAACCGACCGUUGGGCCAGACGAAGGAAGCAGUUCAAAGACAGCAAGAGAUGCAGUUCAAUUGGAGGAAGUUCCAUCAACAGUACUAUCACUGAAGGAUCACUAAACUCCGAAGAUGGUCGUUCAUUCGAUCUAAGUGUGCAUGGUGACAGUGAAGAGAGAGGUUUCUACACUGAGAUCUUCCACUCAACUUCUUGGGUGUUCAGAGGAGAUGAUGCCAGCCCAGAUAACAGCCCCAGAUGUCUUAGCAAAAGGCCCAGGCCAGUAGCAGUUCGCGAACGAACCGUGAGGAUCGCUAAAGGAACUGGUGAUUACCCUUGGGGAUUCCGCAUCCAGUUCUCAAAGCCCAUCCUGGUGACUGAAGUGGAUACCAACAGUGCCGCUGAAGAAGCAGGGCUUCAAAUUGGAGAUAUGGUGAUGGCUGUCAAUGGCACCGAUGUCACCAGCAUGCCACAUUCAGAAGCUGCAACUCUGGCAAGGAAAGGUCCAGAUGUCUUGACCUUGCUGGUUGGCUCCGAUAUAAGCCGUUGUCCCAACACCCCUCGUCCAACAUGUCGAGGUUACCUACACAAACGGACCCAGUCAGGAAUUCUGAAGGGCUGGAGGAAAAGAUGGUUUGUGUUAAAACAUGAUGGUUGCCUUUACUACUACAAACACAAAAAGGAUGAAGGAAAGUGUAGACCUCUAGAAGUAACCAAGUUAGAAGGUGCUGAAAUUGGCGCAGACACUAGCCUAGGAAAACCUUUUGUAUUUAAGUGUGUUCCUCAGAGUGGGCACCGGACUUUCUAUUUUUGUGCCACAUCAAACCAAGAGAUGAAGAGGUGGCUAGAGGCCAUGGAGAAAGCUGUGCAUCCUGUGCAUCAGAAUCAUGUAUGGGUAGAUGUCACCAUUCACAACACAAGCCUUCCGCCACUUGCUAUCAAAAACCCAGAGUGCCUGGGGCUUCUUCACCAGCUGGACAAAAACAAAGAUAUGUGGAUUCAACACUACUGCAUUUUAAAAGAUGGCUGUUUGUAUUUUUAUGCCAGCAUACGCUCUACAUAUUCCCUUGGUGGGAUUUACUUGCAGGGAUAUACUGUGAGCGAACAGGCCCUUGGGUCCAGGAGAUCUGUGAUUGAAGUUAAACCUCCAUCUGAAGAGUUUAAAACCUUCUACUUGUGUGCAGAAAGUGUAAAUGAAAACAAACGAUGGAUUACUGCACUGAGAACCUCAGUCAGUAAGUGGCUGCCUUUAGACAAGGCCAUUCAAGACUUCAUGAAUCGCCCACUGGAGGAGACUAGAAUGUGAAAGGAAAUAAAGUCUUUUGUUCUAGAAUUCAAAACCGGAAUGCUGCAGACAAACGUCCUUAUUGAAAGAAAAUUUAGCAACAUUUGGUCAUGUCAAAUUUCUCUUGAAUUAUUAGCCAAACAAUUUUGUAACCAUUAGUAAAUAAACAAAAAAGCCA